AUGAAUUCUGGGUCAAGUAAAAUGGACCCAAACCUUACUGGUUUGUGGGUGAACUUUUUCACAGCAGCUGGUAUACCAUCUGAAGUAGCUGCAACUUAUGCCUUAACAUUCACGGAAAAUAGAAUUCAGAAUGACAUGUUAUUAGACUUAAACAAAGAAUAUCUUAGAGACAUGGGUAUUAUUAGAAUGGGAGAUAUUAUUGCUAUUUUACGACAUGCUAAACAAGUUCAUGAAAGUACAGCUAGAGAUCGAGUGUUGAGUACCACUGUUACAAAAGUACCAGUAGCAGCUGUGACUGGCAGAUCCACAACUACACAACCUUCAUCACCUGCAACUCGUAUCCUGGAGCAUUACACUCGAAACCCACAGGUGCAGGAAACCUCACCUAUUAGAAAUCCACAACAGAAAAGAAAAUCAAAUGAAAUGGUACCUGAUGAUAUAACCAUAAAGAAAACACGGCUCAUCAGAUUUGGAACUCCACCACAAACCGCCACUACUAAAGAGGCACAGAGUAAAACAGUAUUUUCGAGACUUGGAAAUUCAGAAGCAGCUAAACCAAUUAAACCAGUUACUCAAAAGCCAAAACAAGUAUUCUCAAGGCUUGGCUCGAAGGACCAAGAUCAAGUGGUGCCUAUUGAAAAAGGUGCUUUAAAGUACGAGGGUAUAUUGAAAAGUGACCCAAAAAAGGUAUUCACAGUCACCUCCAUCAAUAACGUAAGGAAAAUAGCUGUUGGUACAAUGAGAGCGGACCAAGCUCCAAUCAGUGUAAAAGAAAAAUUAGCUAUAAAAACGAAGUCAGUUAAAUUUUCAAACCAUGUGGAAUAUAAAGAAAUUGAAGCAGCGAAAUCACUAAAUAAACCUGUAAAUACAGCCAAAAAGUUUACACCUGUUUUUAAUAAACCAGAAAGGAGGUUGUCUAUGCCAGAAAAUAAUGUAAAAGCUAGGUUAGGUUUGAAAAAUGAGAAAAAGAUUACAAUAACCAGAAAUGUUUUUAAUAGAUUAGGUGCC
Brenthis ino (lesser marbled fritillary) is the source of this 1008-nucleotide messenger RNA. Lineage: Eukaryota; Metazoa; Arthropoda; Insecta; Lepidoptera; Nymphalidae. The record is from the annotation of a GenBank genome assembly.